AUGCCGCACAGACUCGUAGCACGUCAGAGUGGGCUGGUAAAGAAAUGUUUCAGUGCCAGGUCCGCAUCCCCUCCGGCAAUCUCGCUGGAGCUUCAGCUGGUGGUUAGAAGAUGGGUCGCCACGUUCAUAGCCUAUGCGCAAUGUCUCCUGGUUGGAAGAAUCUUCACACCAUUGCGAUCACAGUCGUGUCACAGGACUACCAACGAGAACGUUCACAUCCCCAAGAACAAGUUCGACCUCGAAAGGGAGUCACAAGAUCUCAUGAGAAUCUUCCUCGAGUCCAAGAGCCUGGGAUUCGUUGUUCAGACUCAACCGCCGCCGGUGGCCAUGUUGGCACCUCGCCCCUCGGUAUACGACACGAAGGUUCACACGCUUGAGGAACUCAAACAGAGCAUCUUGAAGCUCAAGGCGGCAGCAUGA
Messenger RNA from Guillardia theta CCMP2712, 420 nucleotides. RefSeq lists its product as hypothetical. The transcript has a single exon. The record is from RefSeq and is a predicted model, not a curated record. NCBI's taxonomy places the organism in Eukaryota, Cryptophyceae, Pyrenomonadales, Geminigeraceae. Bases 1 to 420 code for a protein of 139 amino acids.